Aplysia californica (California sea hare) is the source of this 3711-nucleotide messenger RNA. RefSeq lists its product as uncharacterized. Lineage: Eukaryota; Metazoa; Mollusca; Gastropoda; Aplysiida; Aplysiidae. Gene Ontology annotation, cellular component: nucleus. Gene Ontology annotation, biological process: regulation of transcription by RNA polymerase II. The transcript is spliced from 6 exons. Bases 259 to 3711 code for a protein of 1150 amino acids. The record is from RefSeq and is a predicted model, not a curated record. Gene Ontology annotation, molecular function: RNA polymerase II cis-regulatory region sequence-specific DNA binding; nuclear receptor activity; zinc ion binding.
CAAGCAAAGGGAAAGGAAAGAAGCAAGACCUACCAGUGGCACCCUCCUACCACCCACUGGCUUAUGGUCCCUGAUACCGGGAAACUGGCUUGGAUUUUGUGCAUCUAGCGCAAAGGGACAUUGUUUAGAAGGAGAUCAGUGGCACCCUCCAGCCACCCACCGGCUUAUGGUCCCUGAUAUCGGGAAACUGGCCUGGAUCUUGCGCGGGAUAUUGUUUAGAAGGAGACUAGUGGCACCCUCCAACCGCCCACGUCCACAAUGCGUGGUCGUCGCAGACAGACUCCGAGUCGGCCUCUUCCACAGCUGCCCCCAUGUAAGGUGUGUGGGGAGGUGGGCACGGGCUUUCACUACGGCGUUACAACCUGCGGGGCCUGUAAGGGAUUUUUCCGGCGUAGUUUGACACGCGUUGAGCCGUACGAGUGUCAGAGAUCUGGAAACUGUCUCAUAGGACCGGAGACCGACCGACGGGGGAGCUGUCCAAAAUGUCGUUACAAGAAAUGUCUGGCCGUGGGAAUGAGCAAAGAUGCUAUCAAGACAGGCCGAUACUCCUACGAAAAGAAAUCCAAAGACAUAAUGGAGAUAAAAGAAUUUCACCGCAUGCAGGAGGCAUCGGAAUCUUCUCCCAGACGUCAACAUACAAGAUCUGGCUCAGAGAUAAGCGCAGAUAUGCCCCAAGAGAAUGUUGGGUGUUUCAGUAAGAUCAGUAAACAUUUCGCAGAUCAUAAUCCCGAUGGGUGGGGUACAACUUCCGACAAAAACUUACAUGCUGAAGGCUGGAAUUUUACAGAAUCAACCCAACUUCCCCAUGCGCCAUCAACCACAUUCCACGGACCUUCAAGGGGGUACUCCCACAGCCGCUAUACAAAUCGGCAAAGAACGACUUCAGCGCAAAUACAUGGGGAUGAAAUGAAUUACCAGGUUUUCGUAAGCUCAGCCUCAUCAUCGAGUCCAGAUUUAGAAAGCGCGAAUUUCCGAGGUGCUCGUGACUGUGGCCUUGACCUUUCCUUGCCUUCAUCUGCUUCUUUUUAUAGAAAUUCUUCUGAAAAACCUAGCUCUUCUAUAGUGGUCAGAGCUCCGAUGCAAUCAAGCUGUAUGUCCUGCAACUGUGCAGCCUGUGGACAUGGCAGUCAAUCUAAGGGAAGAGUCGAAUUCAGACAGGUACGUGACACAGGCCAGUCUUUAGGUAUUUCCUGCACUCCAAGUGUGACACCAUCUGUCAGUGUAGAAGACAUGGGCGGUAGUCUGUGUGCCACAAGGCAUAACAUGUCGUUUCACGACGAAGCCACUCCUGAUGGCCGGGGUUUGAACCUUUCGGAAGAGUUCAGAGCUAAGAGGACAACGUCGUUAUUGCCUCGUCAGGAUUUUGAUUCGCAAGCAAACGUAAAUACGUGCAACGAAGCGAAUUUUGUUGGAACGAAUGUUUUGUCCAGUGCGAAAACCCACAGUCCAAUAUCCUUAUCUACCCCAGAGACGAGAGAGGAAAUGUCAGAGUUCCGGAUGAAAGAUUUACCAGAAACACUCAGAAACCAGUGGGUCCCACACAUGACAUGCACUUACGUCAGCAAGGAUCUGAAGCAAGCUCUAAAGAGAAAACUGAGCGAGAAAAGAUACCCCGUAGAAGCAACAGCAAUAGACAAAGUCAAACGACGAGAAGCUGUUGAUUCUCCGGAGAACUCUACAUAUUCCUUUCCUUCUGAAGAAAGCUCGGAAUCAUUAGAGUUCCAAGACACAUUACUGAAAUUCGGCUGUGGGUGCCUUAAAUGUAGUUGGGAGCACACAGAAGACGCACUGUCCGGCUCUCUACAGAGAGAAACGUCCGCGUGCGGCUCCCCAUCAUCACUUCAGAGUGAGACGGAAGAGCUGACCAGCGAUGUUUCUCAGUCUGCGUGGCAAUUUAGCCCACCAGACAUCGUCUGGGCUUCAGCUGAGCUCAAGAAAGAAAGAGACUGGUUCUCAAGAAGCACCUCGACUUUACCGUCACCAUCUCUCCCUCCCGUCGUUACCUCCCCUGAUCUCCGAAGCUCCGUUUCGCCCGCCUCAUUAUGCGAUCAAAAGUCUGCAAAAUCAUCCACAACAACAGCAACUGCAGCACCAAAACCAGCGACAGCAGUUGCAGUAGUGGCAAGCACAGAAGCAGCAACAGAGAUAGAAAACACUCCAAGUAUUCAAACACCUCAAUGCAUACUACCACCAACAGCAGCAAGUGCAUUGACUGCAACAACAGGAUCAGCAACAGCGGCUGUGGCAGCAGAGGCAGCAACAACAGGGGAGGCAGCAACAGCAGCAAACACGUUCUUACAAUCUGCUGACUUUCAAACAACUUCAGACAACGGGAUGUCAAGUUUUGAAAGCAUUAGCCAAGCAGCUCGGAGUGGUACUGGCUUCUUCUUUUCACAAGACAAAGAAUUUCCUCACAUAAGUGACGACAUUCUCCGCGCAUGGUACCGAUCACCAUCUCCGACCUUCUCUGACUGGAGCGAUAACAACCUCAGCGACUUUGACAACGACAGUCUUCUACAAACUGAACAGAAUGACGCCACAUACCUUAAUAUGCGUCAAACUUUAACUGAAUGUGUGAGUGAGGAAAGAGACAUCGAGCUGCCUAGCCCAUAUUUGGAGAAAAUGAGAUCGGAAGCUCUACAACGUCUCGAGGACCCGGAUACUCAGUCCGAGAUAGCUCGCUUAUCCGAAGCUUUGUCGAAAUGUGAGCUGUAUUGUUACGAAAUGACUUUAUUGGACCCGAUUUUUCACAAACUAAACAUCUCGUUUCCAAAGUCCGCUUUCUCCAGUGUCAAACAAUACGGGGGCAAAAUUGGGAUUAGUGACCCCAGCGAGUUUCUUUCAACAGCAUCAGCAGCUACACCCCUUUCUGUAUUGCCAGCUUCGUCAGUCUCCAUAGGCUCUCUAGGCACGCAGCAAGCCACCCGAGCACUGAAUCCAAACCAAACUCAAACCACAGUAAGACGCCCAAACAACGGAGAGGAUUAUUAUAAAGUUUUGCCCUGGUGUGAAUUUUCCGAAGCAGAACUUGAUGACGUCAUUUCUACAAUAAUGGCGGCUCGCGACACUUACCUUGGCUGGGAUUUUAACUCUAUCAGUGAAGAGGAAGUGGAACGGAGAAAGGAAACCUACAGGAAACUGACGCUGCUGAAGGAGAAGAUAUUCGGCAAGAACACUGCAAUUCUUGGCCGAGAGCAAUACUGUCACAUCCUUGAUUCCACCGGCAUUGACCUUGAUGGACGAAAGAAGUGGGAAGAAGUACACUCGUUGGUGACCGAACCAGCAAUUCACAAGAUCAUAAAUUUCAUCAAGGCCUUGCCAGGGUUUAAAGACAUAUGUAAAGAGGACAAAGUAGUUUUGUGCAAAAACGCCGUGAUGGGAUGCAUUUUCUUAAGUAGCUCUAAGGGAUUUGACCCUAAAGGCAGCUUAUUACUGAGCUACACGAACGCUGGGUACAACGAGGAGGAGAUGAAAAAGAUUUUCCCGGAGAUUACUGGCGUGUGGCAAAAACUCAUGGAGAGUGGCAUGCGUUUGAAUCGGAUGUCCUUGACCCUGACCGAGACUGAACUUCUCAAGGCGCUUCAUGCCACUCGUCCGGGUGAGUUUCAGUCUCAAUGGGUUUUGCAGAGGUGGGGGUUUGUUCUUGCGGGCUACUUUGACCUAGUGUGUCAGGGCCAGCCCGAGCUUGACAGCAUCUCAGCAGAAGUUUGA